AUGCCGGCCACCGUUGGAGGCCGGGACGCUCGCCUGCUGGCCGAUACCGGCGCUGCGGCCACUUUCGUGUCACGGGCUUUUGUUGACAGGCACGGACUGGUCGAGGAGCCGCUCGGCAAGCCGACGAGCGUCGAGGACGUGCACGGGAACAAGUCGUUGGUCACCACUAUGACGACCCAAACCCUGCGCAUUGGCGAUGCGAGGCUUGGCAGCCUCCCGCUCCUGGUGGCCGAUAUCGCUGGUUUCGAUGUCGUCCUCGGGUUCCCUAUGCUCCAGUCGCUCAGCCCACGUGUCGACUGGAGACAGGGCACUUUGGAAUUCACCAAGGGCCUCUCCCGCGGAGAGCGGAGAUGCGCCAAGCACAACGGGCGAGAACGGGCCACGCCGAGGAAGAGAGGUCGGCGUAGCCACUCACGCGCGGAGAGGAGUCUUGACGGGCUUUCAAGUCUCUCCGCAGCAGAGGAGAGGAGUGAAGGUGCCAGGACACCCCUCUCCGCGCCGCCGAUUCGACCGGUACCCCACCGGCACGAGUUCGUCAGCGCUGAACAGCUGGUGCAGGCCGCCAGCCAAGACGGGCCGAUUGGCAUGAUGUGGCUCGACGUUGACUGGCCCACGUUGCGGGCCUGUGGCUUUGUUGAGACCGGCGACGGCUCAGAGGAGGAGCCGGAGCCACCCGACAUCGCUGGCAUUCCAGCGGAGUACCGCAACUUUGCCAACGUCUUCAGCGAGAAGGAGGCAGACCGCCUGCCACCUCACGGCGAGCGCAAUCUCAAGAUGGAGCUAGAGGAGGGUGCCAAGCCGCCUCAAGGGCCCCUGUACCCUAAGGGCCCUCGAGAGCUGCAGGAGCUACGGCGCUACCUCGACGAGAUGCUUGGCAAGGGCUUCAUCCGCCCGUCGCGCAGCCCAGCGCGAUCGCCCGUCCUCUACGUGCCCAAGAAGGACGGCAGCCUCCGCCUCUGCGUCGACUACCGCGGUCUCAACAAGAUCACGGUCAAGAACCGCACGCCGCUGCCCCUCAUCGACGAGAUGCUUGGCCUGCUUUGCCGCGCAAUGGUCUACACCAAGCUGGACCUGCGCGCGGCGUACAACCUGAUCCGCAUCGCUGCCGGUGAUGAAUGGAAGACGGCGUUUGGCACUGACUUUGGCCUAUUCGAGUAUCUGGUGAUGCCUUUUGGCCUUGCCAAUGCACCAGGGCAUUUCCAGACAGUGGUCAACACCAUCUUCAGGGACAUCCUGGGGGUGUACGUCGUCAUCUACCUCGAUGACUUCUUCAUCUUCAGCGCUAACCCGGCUGACCACACCAAGCACGUCCGCGAGGUGCUGCGGCGUCUUCGAGAGCAUCGCCUGUUCUGCAAGCUCUCCAAGUGCCAGUUCAACACCACCGAGGCGGAUUUCCUUGGCUACAUCGUCACGCCAACGGGCCUCUCCAUGGAAGCGGAGAAGAUCAAGGCCAUCGCGGAGUGGCCAGAGCCCCGGUCCAUCCACGACAUCCAGGUCUUCCUAGGCUUUGCGAACUACUACCGCCGCUUCAUCUGGCACUACUCUCGCAUCACCCGACCGCUCACAGAUCUGGUCAAGCCGGUGCAGCGUUUCCGCAAGUUCGAGCUGCCGGAGGCGGCCAAGACGGCGUUUGCCAACCUCAAGAAGGUGUUUUCCUCGGCGCCCAUCCUCUGGCAUUUCGACUACGACUUGCCGACGAGGGUGGAGACCGAUGCCAGCGACAACGCCAUCGCUGGGAUCCUGAAGCAGGAGCACGACGGCCUCUGGCACCCCGUUGCCUUCUACUCCAGGAAGAUGACAAGCGCCGAGGCCAACUACAAGAUCCACGACAAGGAGCUCCUCGCGGUCGUCGCCUCGCUCUGCCACUGGUACCAGUUCCUAGCCGGACUGCCCAGCCGCUUCGGCGUGCUCACCAACCACGAUGCGCUCAAGUAUUUCGCCACGCAGCGGUGGAUCUCGCGCCGCCAAGCUCGAUGGGCGCUGCAUCUGGCCAACUUUGACUUCGAGAUCGUCUACCGGCCUGGCAAGCUCGGCGGCAAGCCAGACGCCCUGACACGCAGGUUGGAUAUGACUCCUAAGGAGGGGGACGAUGCCGACGCCAACUACAGGACGGUCCUGAGCCCCUCGCUCUUUGUGGGAGCCGUUAGUACAAGACGCGCCAAGGCGCGCGCCAGCCUCGACGAUGUCCUUCAACUGGCAAGCCGUUCCACGCUCGUUGACCUGUGCAAGGCCUACCAGCCGCUGGACCCGUGGCUCAAGACGCAACUAGCCUCGGUCAAGCGCAGGGAAGGCCUAGCCCAGAAGGCAGAUGGCCUCUGCCCGCCAGCCCGGGCCACGACCCCCGGUCCACCACAGGCCUAA
This is a messenger RNA of Pseudozyma flocculosa PF-1, 2361 nucleotides long. RefSeq lists its product as uncharacterized. The record is from RefSeq and is a predicted model, not a curated record. NCBI's taxonomy places the organism in Eukaryota, Fungi, Basidiomycota, Ustilaginomycetes, Ustilaginales, Ustilaginaceae. The coding region runs from base 1 to 2361 and encodes 786 amino acids. The transcript is spliced from 2 exons.